Messenger RNA from Colletotrichum abscissum, 1002 nucleotides. Its product is annotated as CHCH domain-containing protein. Bases 1 to 1002 code for a protein of 333 amino acids. Gene Ontology annotation, biological process: protein import into mitochondrial intermembrane space. The record is from RefSeq and is a predicted model, not a curated record. Gene Ontology annotation, cellular component: mitochondrial intermembrane space. Gene Ontology annotation, molecular function: protein-disulfide reductase activity. NCBI's taxonomy places the organism in Eukaryota, Fungi, Ascomycota, Sordariomycetes, Glomerellales, Glomerellaceae. The transcript is spliced from 3 exons.
AUGUAUCGCAGCGGCAUGCGUUCGGCGCCCCGCGCCCUCAGCGCCGCCCGACAGUCGGCACUUCGCGCAGCUCCCAGACGAUUCGCCUCAACAGCACCCGCCGACAAGCCCAGGACGUGGAAGGGUGCGGCAGUGAGAUGGGGUCUUGCCGCUGGUGCCCUUUACUGGUACAACACAAGUCCAGUCUUUGCCGAGGAGCCCAUCCCCAAAACGAUCGCCGCCCCGUCCCAAUUCUCCGAGUCCGAUCUUACGACCGUCGAUGCCAUUGUCGAAGAGAAGCGCAAGCGAGCCAUCGUAAAGGCCGAGGAGGCCAAGCCCGCCGCCGCCGCCGCCCCCGUACCGACAGAAGCUAGCGAGCAGACCAAGGCUGCGCUCGAGGGUGAGGCCGCCGAGGGAAGCCCGGCACCCGCCCCCGGUUCUCCUGAGGCAUUGGAGGCCGAGGCGGAUCAGCAGGGUGCCUUCAACCCCGAGACGGGCGAGAUCAACUGGGACUGCCCGUGCCUGGGCGGCAUGGCUGACGGCCCCUGUGGAGAGGAAUUCAAGGCUGCGUUUAGCUGCUUCGUCUACUCAAAGGAGGAGCCCAAGGGCAUGGACUGCAUUGAGAAGUUCCAAGGAAUGCAGACAUGCUUCAGGAAAUACCCCGAGGUCUACGGCGACGAGCUGGCCGAUGACGAGGGCGCUGAUGAAGCCGAAGCCGCCGCCGCCGCGCCUGCUCUCGACGCCAAUGCCGAUGCCGCGAUUGCGCCGCCCACCAAGGCCGUUGAGGAGAAGAAGGAGGACAACAAGGAUAUCAAGAAGGAGACCAAGGAGACCAAGGCCGACACCCCGGAGAAGACCCCCAAGGCCGAGGUCAAGCCCGAGCCCAAGGCGGAGAAGACGAAGCCCGCGCCGGCCGAGAAGCAGGAGAAGCCCAAGGCCCCUGCGGCUCCCUCGUCUGAGCCUGUUGAUCUUACCCAGCCCAACAACAAGGCCGUCGAUGCGACUGCGGCGAACAACAUCUAA